Pungitius pungitius (ninespine stickleback) is the source of this 6718-nucleotide messenger RNA. RefSeq names its product collagen, type IV, alpha 4 (gene col4a4). Gene Ontology annotation, biological process: extracellular matrix organization. The record is from RefSeq and is a predicted model, not a curated record. Gene Ontology annotation, molecular function: extracellular matrix structural constituent conferring tensile strength. The transcript has 46 exons. The coding region runs from base 1 to 5010 and encodes 1669 amino acids. Lineage: Eukaryota; Metazoa; Chordata; Actinopteri; Perciformes; Gasterosteidae. Gene Ontology annotation, cellular component: collagen trimer.
AUGGAGGACAAGAUGCUGCCGACUUUCUGCUCCGCCCCCUGCGGCUCCACCUGGCUCUGGUGCCUCCUGAUGGUCCUGACGGCUCUGCUCCCUGCUCUCGGGGGCGACCUCAACGAGAUGUGUGCCGGCAGGGACUGCUCCACCUGUCAGUGUUUCCCCGCCAAAGGAGCAAGGGGUUCUCCGGGCCCUCUGGGGCAGCAGGGUCCUCAGGGGCCUCUGGGCUUCCCAGGCCCUCUGGGGCCUCUGGGACAGAAGGGCGACAGAGGAGACGAGGGGCCGAUGGGGGGCAGAGGACCGAAGGGAGACGUGGGAAGCAUUGGCGUUCCCGGUUUUCCUGGUUUGGAAGGAAUCCCGGGUCACCCGGGUCCGGCUGGAGGUCCUGGUUUUCCGGGUCUGGACGGGUGUAACGGGACCAGAGGAGAGAGAGGAGACCCUGGACUUCCAGGAGAAACCGGACCCGACGGAGAACCGGGUUCUGAAGGACUGAAAGGGUUCCCAGGAGAUCCAGCCGUCGACUUUUUACAGUACCCAGGAGUACCUGGAGACGUUGGUUCCGCUGGACCUCCGGGUCGUCAGGGGGAACCAGGUCUCCCCGGGCCGGUUGGGUUUCGGGGUCCAUCGGGACCAGAUGGAACCAACGGUUACCCGGGUCGGCCUGGCUCCAGGGGUCCACCUGGAGAAAGAGGUCGUUCUCUGCCUGGACAGAAAGGAGACGAGGGGUAUCAGGGUCUCCAGGGGCAACCAGGUCCAUUUGAGUACGUCGACCCUCCAGAAGACCGGUACCUCAAAGGAGAUAAGGGUUCUCAGGGGCCUAAAGGAGUCUGUGGAAGGCAAGGAAUGUCGGGUUUGGACGGUCUCACCGGGAUCAAAGGGGAGAAAGGGAUUGUGGGAUUUCCAGGUUCCAGGGGGUUUUCAGGUAACCCUGGUCGUCCCGGAGAAAGAGGAUUCAAGGGGAUUCAAGGGAGUCCGGGUCUUCCGGGUCUGAUUGGUCGAGAUGGUCCAAAGGGCAUGCUGGGAAAUCCAGGUCCCAAAGGCCUCCCCAGGGACGUGGACGUAACACACUCAGGUGACAUCGGAGAUCCCGGGGCCCCCGGACCAAGGGGCCCUCCAGGAGACAUCGGACCAAUAGGAAUCCAGGGCCGCACCGGAGCCCGUGGCAGGUCCAUACCCGGUCCGGCGGGCGCCGUGGGUCCGAGGGGAGCUCCAGGAUGCAAAGGGGACAAAGGAGAUCCGGGUCAGGUGUACCAAUGCGUACCCACGCCUGGAGAACCUGGAAAACCGGGUUUUUCUGGCAUAAAAGGAAUGAAAGGACAACAGGGGUUUCCAGGUACUUACUGUGUGCCCGGGACCCUGGGAGAAUCUGGGGAUCCAGGUGAUCAGGGUCCAAAGGGGGCCCAAGGGUUUCCAGGAAUCAAAGGUAGCCACGGCGACUGUUCUUGUGGUCCACCAGACAAACUGAUGGGCCCUCCCGGCAGAGUGGGUGACCCCGGGUCUUCAGGGUUUCCUGGACCUCCGGGGGCCCCGGGGCUGAGAGGAGACAAUGGUUUUCCCGGAGACACGGGAGAAAGUGGACCGCAGGGUCUGGGUGGAUAUCCAGGUGUCAACGGGUUCAAAGGUCAAAAGGGGGAUUUCAGUGUGGUGGAUUUUAAAGGUGAGAAAGGAAACCGGGGCCAGUCGGGACCUGUAGGCCAACAGGGGUUUUUAGGGAGAAGAGGACUUGACGGGCCCCAGGGGACCCCAGGAGACCCCGGCCCUGAGGGAGAAAGUCAUGUGAGUUCUCCUGGAGAUAGAGGCCUCCCUGGACUUCGAGGGCCAAAGGGCUUGUCAGGAGCUUCUGGGCCCCCGGGUCAGGGUAUAGUUGGAGCAUUAGGACAGCGUGGGGGCCCCGGGGACCCGGGACCAACUGGCUUCCCAGGGGCCCCAGGACCGAAGGGGGUAAGAGGGGACAAUCUGCCCUGUGUGCCCAGAAACCCCGGCCCCCCGGGAGAGAAAGGAGACACUGGAGAUGAAGGUUACAGAGGGCUGCCAGGUCCUCCAGGGUUUCGUGGCCUCAGUGGACCUGAUGGACUUAAAGGUAACAGAGGUCAGCCUGGACUGCCUGGACCACGUGGACGCGAAGGACCUCAAGGUUUUGUUGGUGACACCGGAGAAGAAGGACGUGAAGGCAUCAGCUUUAGUGGAGAUCCAGGUGUUCCGGGGCUCCCCGGCUCUUCUGGACUCAGAGGCCCAGCGGGUGACUCUGCUGUUGGGCCCUCAGGACCCAUUGGCUUUCCAGGACGACCGGGCCCUCAAGGACCUAAAGGGGUCCCCGGCCCCCCAGGGAUCAACGGACUGGAAGGACUCCCCGGUCUGGCAGGGGCCGCCGGUGUCAAGGGCCAGAGAGGACAGGAUGGGGCACCGGGUAUAACCGGCCCUCAGGGGCUCACAUACAACUCCUGUGAUGCAGGGAAGCCUGGUUCCAGGGGCCUUUUAGGCCCUCUAGGACCUGUAGGACCUCCAGGUUUCUAUGGGGAGAAGGGGGAGAUUGGCGAGGGGGGUCCUCCGGGUUUUGGCCCUCAAGGCCCUCCAGGUUCACCGGGUUCUCCGGGUUUGCCUGGUUACCUGGGGCCACAGGGCUCACCGGGUCCUGAUGGAGACUCUGGACUGCCUGGGCUGGACGGUACGAAAGGUCUGACAGGGCUGGUGGGCCAUGACGGAGGCCCGGGGGGCUCUGGACGGACCGGGAUCCUCGGAGCUCCGGGAAGGAUUGGGGAGAGAGGGUUCAAUGGACGAGACGGAGGUCCCGGAUGUGAGGGCCGGAAGGGAGAGAAGGGCUGUGAAGGGGUCCCGGGGCCACCGGGAGAGACCAAGGUGGUCCAAAUCAAGGGAGGGAGAGGAAAACAAGGAACGUCUGGCAUCAAUGGCUUUCCUGGAGCUCGAGGAAGUAAAGGUGUGCGAGGAGCUGCUGGUAAGCCGGGUUUUGGGGGCAUUAACGGACCCUCGGGCAUCGUAGGACUCCCAGGACCCGAUGGUCCGUUCGGACCACCAGGAUCUCCAGGACCACCCGGACGCAAUGGUCCACCUGGAUUCAUCGGCUUCCCAGGAGAAACCGGAGAUCCGGGUGACCUGGGACGUCCGGGGAAAAAAGGAGAAUCUGGUCACCAAGGAUGUCCUGGACCUAAAGGUGAUAAAGGAGAGUCCAUCAGUAGUAUCGGUCCACCUGGAGACAAAGGGCCUCCUGGAGACAAAGGGCCCUUAGGAUCUCCUGGACCUCCAGGAGAUCCAGGUAGAGUCGGUUUCAUUGGGUCUCCGGGGCCGAGAGGGUGCAAAGGAGAUCCAGGGGAUCAAGGGGAACUGGGCCCAACAGGUGUAAUGGGCCCCACUGGUCCCAGAGGCCGUUCAGGUUUUCCAGGUCUACCUGGUAAAGUCGGUGCUGAUGGUCUUCCUGGACCUCCAGGCUUCCAUGGUCUCCCAGGUCCUCCCGGACCGCUCGGUCUCCAUGGACUUGACGGACUGAAAGGAGUAAAGGGGGACAUGGGGACCAGAGGUCUGGGUGAAGCGGGCCCUCCUGGUUUUAUUGGUCUUCCGGGGGAAAAAGGUCCUCCUGGUCCACCGGGAUACAGUGGUUCAUCCUCACCAGGCCCACCAGGACCAAAGGGCCCCUUAGGACCUACAGGGCCGCCUGGGAAUAUAGGACCUCCGGGUAAAUCCGGACCGGACUGCAACGUUCUGAUCCCGGGGCCUCGUGGAGAUCCUGGUCCUCUUGGAGAAGACGGAGAGCCAGGGUGUGUCGGUGAAAUUGGUGAUCCAGGUCAGAACACUCCGCUAUCUGGUGACGUCGGGGACAACGGAUACCUGGGAUGCGAGGGGCCUGGAGGCCCACAGGGACUUCAGGGGCCAAGAGGACUGCCAGGACAGCCCGGAGGUCCAGGAGAGAAAGGUACGCGGGGGUCCACUGGUCUGAUGGGAAUCUCUGGGCCUCAGGGUCCUAAAGGCUGUACUGGACCUGGUGGAACUACUGGACCAAAGGGGCCAACCGGAUUGGUGGGUCCAAAGGGGGAGAUGGGACGAGUCUUGUCCUGUUUCCCUCAGUCCCCAGCGCCGCCGGGGCCACCCGGCCCUCCAGGCCCAGACGGGAAUGUUGGCAUAGAGGGAGUGUUCGGCCAAAUCGGACCCAAAGGUCAGAACGGGGACUUCGGAUCUGAAGGACUGAUAGGCAUUAAAGGGGUCCCCGGUAUAGAUGGUGGACGAGGAGGCCCGGGCCGGCCGGGGGAAGACGGAGUCCUUGGAGCCAAAGGUUAUUCUGGUCGAAUGGGGGACCCUGGGCUGCCUGGACCCAUCAAGAACCUGAACUCGGGCUUCUUGCUGGUGUUGCACAGCCAAUCAAAUGUAAUUCCCUCCUGUCCAGUAGACAUGAGGGUUCUGUGGGACGGAUACAGUCUGCUGUACCUGGAAGGUCAGGAGAAAGCUCACACUCAGGACCUGGGUCAGGCAGGUUCUUGCAUGCGGGUCUUCUCCACCAUGCCGUUCUCCUCCUGCAACAUGGGAACCUGCUCCUACGCAAGUCGCAACGACAAAUCCUAUUGGCUGUCCACAACGGCGGCCGUCCCCAGCCUGCCAGUGGGCGGAGCCUCCAUCAAGGAGCACAUCAGCCGCUGUGUAGUGUGCGAAGCCCCCUCCUCACCGGUCACUCUGCACAGCCAGACCUCAGACCAGCCAGACUGCCCCCCCCACUGGAGGAGCCUGUGGACCGGAUAUUCUUUCCUAAUGCACACAGGAGCCGGCGAUGAGGGCGGCGGCCAGUCUCUGACAUCAUCAGGAAGCUGCCUGACGGACUUCCGGGCCCAGCCCUUCGUGGAGUGUCAAGGCCCUCGAGGAACCUGCCACUACUUCGCCAACAUCUACAGCUUCUGGCUCACCAGGGUGGAGGCCACCGCCUCGGCCUACGAGCAGGGCUCCUCCACCACGCUGAUGGAGGGCUGGCAGCAGAGGGAGAGCAUCGGGAGGUGCACAGUCUGCAUGAGGAAGUAAGGUGGAGGAGCACCACCUCCUCUUCCCCUCCACCUCUUCCACUUCGUCCUUCUCCACCUCUUUACUCAAAACUUAGACCCUUCUUCCACCUACGCCUGCUCUACCAGCUCCACUUCCUCCUCGUCUUCCACCUCCUCCUCCUCACUUCCUGCAGUGUUUGCAGAGUCUGACUGGACCGAGAAGAAGAGACUUGUUGGUUUGUCUCUCUGAUGAGAUGUUAAAGGUCAGGCAAUCAAUCAAUCAAUCAAUCAAUCAAUCAAUGUGAUUACAUUCUAAUACUAAACAUUUCACACACAAAAUAAAAAAACUAUCCAUUUUGUUUGCUCAUUAAACCAGAUUGGUUUUAUCUGGAUGACAUUUAUUUUGAAAAUAAUGUGAUGGACCAGCUGAUUGGUUAGUGGCGUUAAGCCCCGCCUGCCGGUGUGAAAACUACUUCCGUUUGGGCGGCCGAGUGGAAGCUGUAAAUAUUGUUGACAUUAAACCUUGAAUGAUGUUUUUGUUCCAGUUUUCUUCAAAGUUCAGAGUUUCUCGUUCUUUAUUCAUCACGUGGCUCAAUGAGUUUGAUCAUUUUCAGGAUGAGAUGACGUAGAUCAGGCUUCACGUCUCCGAAGCAGCUUGGUCUAAAUCACCAUAGCAACACAUGGAGCAACUUGAACCUGAUGAUGGAACAUCUACUGUCAUACUGUCCUUCAUACUGUCCCUCACACUGUCUCUCACACUGUCCUUCACACUGUCCCUCAUACAGUUUCUUAUAGUGUCUCUCACACUGUCUCUCACACUGUCCUUCACACAGUCUCUCACACAGUUUCUCACACUGUCCCUCACACUGUCUCUCACACUGUCCUUCACACUGUCCCUCAUACAGUUUCUUAUAGUGUCUCUCACACUGUCUCUCACACUGUCCUUCACACAGUCUCUCACACAGUUUCUCACACUGUCCUUCACACUGUCUCUCACACUGUCCCUCACACAGUUUCUCAUAGUGUCUCUCAUAACUAUCAGUUAGACUCUUUGGGCUCGUUUCUCACACAUUUAACCUGUCUGUGAUACUUUGGCUUGUAGCCUGCAGGUGGCGCUGUCACUUUUUACCUCGAUUGUUUGAUUUAUUUUAUUUUCUAUCGCAAAUUUGCCUCACAGGGCUUUACAGUCAUGUGACCUCCUCUGUCCAGAAACCUCAUGAAAUGAAAGGGCAUUAUUUCUGGAGAAUAAAGGGAACCUUUAGAGGGACAGGAUGGACAGAAUGAACAAUACGAUCAAUUGAUCCGACAGAAAUGAUUCAAAUACACUUAUGAUCUCCUCGUAACCAUCAUCGUCUCCUCGCCUUCCUUCCCGUCUAUUUGUGCUGUUGGAGAAUCCUGACUCCUCCGCCUUAGUAGUGAUGGGGAUUUGGGGGAUUUUACUAGACGGAGCCCAAACCGACACAACAAUAAUUGAAAUGCCAAAGCAAAAUGUUUUCUUCAAAUUGAACAAUUGAUGAACUGUUUAAACAAUACUGUAAAUAUAAAUAAAUAAAAAACACUUGGCUUCAAACUUUUUAACUUCAAACUCACACUUGAUCCUCAUGUUGACCUCCUCUAUCACCUACUGUGUAGUCAGUACGGAUGAUAUUGGUCCUUUGGUACCUUUGGUAUGUUUCAGCUCAGUUGGUCCUUUGUCUCCUUCAGUGCAGACCACGGGGUGUACGGUCCGGGGGCCCCUGUCGGGCCCU